AUGGAUAGAUUGAAAUGUGUCAUAUUGCUUGAUAUCAGUGAAGAAUAUUCUAGACAACGUUUAAUUGAUCAAAUCACUUAUUCUAAUGAGAUUUGUGCUAAUAAUGAAUUGGAUUCAAUUAAUUGUCGUCUGACUAUUUUUAAAAAUCAAACAUUACCUGUAUGUAAAGCAAUUGAAAAUGAUGAAAAAUUAAGAGUUAUUGAUGGUGAAUUAAAUUGUGAUGAGAUUUUAUUGGACAUUAUGGAAUUAUGUGAUCAUAUAAUUUCUAAUCAAUUGAUUAAAUCUGAACCGAAUCUUACAUCAAAUGAUUCACCGGAAAAUCAGUUACUUACCCCCAUAAAUCAUAGAACCAGAGGAUAUGAAAAUAGACCAAGUAUAUGUAGUAUACCAAGAAUUAUACCAUUGUAUCCAGAUAAUGGUCGUAUGACGAAUGAAUAUAAUUGUCCAAUUAUUUUGCUAUUAGGUGGUCCAGGCUCUGGACGAACAGAACAAGCGAUAGCUUUAUGUGAAAAACUAACUGAUUUAGCAUUUUUCAAUGUGACCGACUUCUUAAGGAAAAAUAUUUUAGAUUUUAUCAAUGAAAAUAAUGUUAAAGAUUGGGAUGUGAUUGGACGUCGUGUACAUUCUAGUGAUCCACCAUCGAACAGGGUAUGUGUAUAG
Messenger RNA from Schistosoma turkestanicum, 660 nucleotides. Lineage: Eukaryota; Metazoa; Platyhelminthes; Trematoda; Strigeidida; Schistosomatidae. The record is from the annotation of a GenBank genome assembly.